AUGGCAGAAACAUCAGGAAAGCUGAUGCCUUAUUUUGGAAGAAGUGCUAGCAAUUCACGUGCAGUGCUUCCCUGGAGUAACUUAAGUAAAAACAGAGGACAGGGAAGCCGAGAUGAUGAAUUUGGGCUUCAACAGGUUCACCAUUACAGAUCUAACCCUGUAACUGCAGCAAGCUUUGGAGCCAAAGCUUUUGCUGCUGCAGCAAGCGUUUUCCACUAA
Molecule: messenger RNA, 219 nt
Organism: Ilex paraguariensis (yerba mate)
Lineage: Eukaryota; Viridiplantae; Streptophyta; Magnoliopsida; Aquifoliales; Aquifoliaceae
Source: the annotation of a GenBank genome assembly